Messenger RNA from Penicillium pulvis, 249 nucleotides. RefSeq lists its product as uncharacterized. The coding region runs from base 1 to 249 and encodes 82 amino acids. The record is from RefSeq and is a predicted model, not a curated record. The transcript has a single exon. NCBI's taxonomy places the organism in Eukaryota, Fungi, Ascomycota, Eurotiomycetes, Eurotiales, Aspergillaceae.
AUGACAUCCCGAUCCGUCAGCCCAUACCGGUCUGCCGAGAACCUUGCCCAGAUCCUUGGCCUGGACCCUAACGAAGAUCCCGACCAACAAGAAAACACUACGCCAGACCAUUCUCGCGUGACUAGUCGUGGUGCCCCGGCCCAACGCUCCCGUCGUCAACGAUCAGAGUAUCGAUCCUGGGAUCGAGCAAGCGAUGUACCGAGACAGGGAACUACAGGGUCGAGAAAUCGGUCCAAGACGAGGCAUUGA